AGGCUCAUGGGAGUACGGACCUGGAAACAGACACACAGGAGCUGUCCACAUUUAACUCGAAUUGCCUUUUUCACUCAGAGCCUGCCCAUUCACCCCGCCUCCCUUGCACAGCAGGAAUGUGAAAUGCACCUGAACUGGAUCCUACACGAGGAAGAUUGACUGCUGAAAGUCACGAAUCCACCUGUUCCGGGACAGAAGUGUCCCUGUCAGAUCCGCGCAAAAGCAUUAUCCAUUCGUUUCAUUUGCCUAAUCCCCGUCAACUGUGAAGAAACUGAAGGCAGCUCGUAAACGCGUGUACAACAAUGUUUGACUGCUGCGUGUCAGGUGAGGAAGCGGAGAGACUCAGGAUACACAGAGAAAUAGAGAGACAACUUCGUCGUGAUAAAACAGCCUCUCACCGGGAGUUGAAGUUGCUGCUGUUAGGGACUGGUGAAAGUGGGAAGAGUACUUUCAUCAAACAGAUGAGGAUCAUCCAUGGCACUGGAUACAGUGAAGCUGACAGGAAAGGUUUCACUCGGCUUGUGUUUCAGAACAUCGUCAAAGCCAUUCAGGCGCUGAUCCACGCCAUGGAGACUCUACAGAUUGACUACAUCAGUGACCAGAACAUUCUCCACGCACAGAAGUUGAGCCAAGUAGAGGCAGACCGGGUGUCCACUUUGGAGGCUUGGCAGGUGGACGCCAUUAAGAGAGUGUGGAGUGACCAUGGUGUUCAAAUAUGCUACGACCGCAGGAGGGAAUUCCAGUUAUCUGACUCUGCCAAAUAUUACCUGACCGACUUGGACAGAAUCACAGCCCCGUUUUACAUCCCCACCCUGCAGGACAUCUUGAGGGUCAGGGUCCCCACCACGGGGAUCAUAGAGUACCCCUUUGACCUUUCAAAAGUUAUCUUCAGGAUGGUGGAUGUGGGUGGUCAGCGUUCAGAGCGGAAGAAAUGGAUCCACUGUUUUGAGAAUGUCACGUCCAUCAUUUUUCUGGCGGCCCUCAGCGAGUACGAUCAAGUCCUUUACGAGAGUGAGAAUGAUAAUCGACUGAGAGAGAGCCUUGCCUUGUUCAAGACCAUCCUCUCAUAUUCUUGGUUCCAAGAAUCCUCCACUAUCCUCUUCCUGAACAAAGCAGACUUGCUACAGGAGAAAAUCACAAAGUCUCAUUUGGCAACCUACUUCCCAGACUUUACUGGGCCUCAGCAUGAUGCUGAAUCUGCAAAAAAGUUUAUCUUGGAAAUGUACAAGGAACGGCAUUGCGGGCACCCUAAACGCCUUUACACACACUACACCUGCGCCACGGAUACAGAGAACAUCCGGAUUGUCUUUAAGGCCGUCAAGGACACAAUCUUCAGAGAAAACCUGGGCAAGUUCAACCUCGAAUAAGGAGGUUGUAGGACAAAGUGAUCACUUGAUCUCAUCAUUUGGAACAAGAAAACUGGUACAGUCACAUGCUGUAACACCUUUGUGGACAUUUUAUCUGUUAUGUGCUCCCAGUUGUAGCUUGUUCAACAACAUGAGGCAGUCAGACAUCAGUGUCAGGUAAGGAACAUUUCUCAGACACAGACAGUAUGUGCCAUUUUUUUGCAACACAGUUCAUCAUAUGUGGUAUAAAAAACACAUGUUGUAUAGCUAAAAGAGAGGAAUGGACUAUUGAAAUGUUAAUUGUUGUACUGAACUGUUAGACAGGCUCCUUUUAUACCAUUACUGUUUGACAGAGAACUAAAUGGAGUUGAACUAGUAUGAUAAAAUCAUAUAGAAUGCAACCUUCCCUGUCUUACAUCUCUGGGAGGAGGAAGAAACCUGCCUUAGAUUAUACAUAUGAUAAUGUUUUUAUGUGUGCAACAACAACCACGUAGCCUGUGACAUUCUUUUUUCCCCACUGUUGCUAACUUUAAAAUAUAGAUAUUAAAAACCACAAAUUGUUUUUAAACAAACUGGGUUCUGUGUUGUCCUGGUCUCUAUGCAUAUAACUUAAUUUUGACAUUAAAUAAAUAUACAUAUGUUUCCAUA
Messenger RNA from Micropterus dolomieu (smallmouth bass), 1994 nucleotides. Its product is annotated as guanine nucleotide-binding protein subunit alpha-14-like. The record is from RefSeq and is a predicted model, not a curated record. The transcript has 7 exons. Gene Ontology annotation, molecular function: G-protein beta/gamma-subunit complex binding; guanyl nucleotide binding; G protein-coupled receptor binding. Gene Ontology annotation, cellular component: heterotrimeric G-protein complex. Lineage: Eukaryota; Metazoa; Chordata; Actinopteri; Centrarchiformes; Centrarchidae. Gene Ontology annotation, biological process: phospholipase C-activating dopamine receptor signaling pathway; action potential; adenylate cyclase-modulating G protein-coupled receptor signaling pathway. The coding region runs from base 303 to 1367 and encodes 354 amino acids.